Molecule: messenger RNA, 3623 nt
Organism: Dryobates pubescens (Downy woodpecker)
Lineage: Eukaryota; Metazoa; Chordata; Aves; Piciformes; Picidae
Gene: ADAM19
Product: ADAM metallopeptidase domain 19
Exons: 23
Coding region: 105-2807 (900 amino acids)
Biological process (GO): membrane protein ectodomain proteolysis
Molecular function (GO): metalloendopeptidase activity
Source: RefSeq, a predicted model, not a curated record
GGCUGCAGAAGCGGAUCUCGGGCCGGUGGUGGGAGGAGAAAGUCGCGCCGGGCGGUUUUAUAUACGGCGGGGCGGCGGCGGAGCGCCGUGUGCUGCCCGGAGCCAUGCGGGGCCGGGGGCUGCUCUGCGGUAUCGCACUCUCGCUGCUGCUACGGCCGCCCCCGGGAGGGGUCGUCGCCGGCUCGGAGCCGCAGCCCGAGGUGGUGGUGCCGCGCUGGGCAGCCCCGGGGAGCCCCAGCAGCGAGAAGCAUCCAUUCAGAGCUGAACUUACAGUAAAGGCAGAAGGCCAGGAGCUCAUCUUGGAACUGGAGAAAAAUGGAAACCUCUUCACCCCAGGCUACACAGAGACUCAUUACAGCCAGACUGGACAGACCCAGACCAUCCCUCUGGCCCACACGGAGCACUGCUUCUACCACGGGGUCGUGCGGGGCCAGGAGCACUCCAGUGUCAUGCUUAGCACCUGCCGAGGGCUGCGAGGACUUAUCAUGCUAAACAGCAAUUCCAGCUAUAUCUUAGAACCAGCUCCUGACAGCCCAGACCAGCACUUAAUUUACAGGCUGGACAACCUGAGGUUGCAGGGAGGAGCCUGUGGCUACCAGGGCACUGGGGAUGCAGCUGAAGACUGGCUCAGGGACUUCACAACUGGGAUGAAACCACCUCAUCAGCGGGUGAAACGGGAGACUCUGCAGGCUACGAAGUAUGUGGAGCUUCUGCUUGUGGCUGAUUAUGCAGAGUUUCAGAAGCACCACUUCAACAUUGAAGCAACAAGGCUUAAAUUACUGGAGGCUGCUAAUUACGUAGAUAAGUUUUACAGAUCUUUGAAUAUCAGGAUUGCCUUGGUGGGGCUGGAGAUCUGGAGUAACUGGAAUAAAUGUGAUGUAAGUGAGAAUCCCUACUCCACCCUGAAGUCCUUUCUGGCCUGGAGCAGUAAGGAGCGGGCGUACAGGAAGCACGAUAAUGCUCAGCUAAUCACGGGUGUGCCCUUCCAAGGUACCACAGUAGGUUUGGCUCCUGUGAUGGCCAUGUGCUCUGAUUUCCAGUCAGGAGGAGUAAACAUGGAUCACUCUGAUAAUGCCAUUGGUGUUGCUGCUACCAUUGCCCAUGAGAUGGGACACAAUUUUGGCAUGAAUCAUGAUUCAGCUGGCUGCUGUACUACUCCUGCAGCAGAUGGAGGCUGCAUCAUGGCUUCUGCAACUGGGCACCCGUUCCCCAAGGUGUUCAACCAGUGCAACAGAAAAGAGCUGGAGAAGUAUCUGCAGUCUGGUGGAGGAAUGUGUCUGUCCAAUAUGCCAGAUACCAAAAAGAUGUAUGGUGGGAAGAAAUGUGGGAAUGGCUACUUGGAAGAAGGAGAAGAGUGUGACUGUGGAGAGGUGGAGGAGUGCAAAAACCCCUGCUGUGAUGCUAGCACCUGCUCCCUGAAGCUGGGUGCUGAGUGUGCCCAUGGCAGCUGCUGCCAUCAGUGCAAGCUGAUGUCUCCAGGAACUCUCUGCAGGGAAAGAUCAGGACUCUGUGACCUCCCAGAAUACUGCACUGGCGAGUCACCAUUUUGCCCUCUCAAUUCUUACCUAAUUGAUGGGGCUUCCUGCGAUGGAGGAAGGGCCUAUUGCUACAGUGGCAUGUGCCUCACAUACCAAGACCAGUGUGUGCAGCUCUGGGGGCCUGGAGCAAGGCCAGCACCAGAUGCCUGCUUUGAGAAGGUUAAUGCUGCUGGAGACAUCUAUGGGAACUGCGGGAAGGACAUCUAUGGCAGCUACAAGAAGUGUGAGAUGAGAGAUGCUAAAUGUGGGAAGAUCCAGUGCCAGAGCUCUGCUUCCAAACCCCUGCAGUCCAACGCGGUGGCCAUUGACACAACCAUCCGCACACAGAGGAUGCAGCUGAGGUGCCGAGGGACCCAUGUGUACAGAUCUGAGAGUGAAGAGAAGGAGAUGCUGGAUCCUGGCCUGGUGUUGACUGGAACAAAAUGUGGGAGCCAUCAUGUUUGCUUUGAGGGACGCUGCCAGAACACCUCCAACAUCUUUGAUUCUGAGAGCUGUAGUAAGAAGUGCCAUGGCAAUGGAGUCUGCAAUAACAACAAGAACUGCCACUGCAACCAGGGGUGGGCCCCCCCAUUUUGCAACAAGCAGGGUAGGGGAGGAAGCCUGGACAGUGGUCCUCCCAUGCCUGAAGGUCCUUCAGCAGUUGUGAUAACUCUUGCAAUCCUGGCUCCCAUUCUCCUUCUCAUUGGAAUCCUGUUUUUAUUCUAUUAUUUCAAGUGCUGGAAUAAACUUGCCAUCUGUUCUCUAAAGAAAACCCCACAAUUCAGUGACACAUCUGGAAAUGGGCAUGCAAACCCUGCCUUCAAGUUGAAAACUCCCCAGCAGCAGAGGAAGGUGAUUGGCUUCCCUGAAAUCCCAUCAAAACCUCCUCCUCAGCAACCUCCAGGGCUCCAAACGAACACACAGAAGCCAUCCACCUUCUCCACUAGCUACAGCUGUGGUGUGGGACAACCUGCUGGGCCAGCACAGCCGGCACCUGUGAAGGACAUUCCCAGGCGGCCACCCCCGAGCAGGCCAGCCCCUCCUGCUCCCAAACCCCCUGUCUCUCAGGAUAUUUCUAGGCCCCAGCCACCCCAAAGAGCUCUGCCAGCUGAUCCUGUCCCAGCUAGACCUAGAGCCUGGCCAGGGAACAGCUCUGCCACCUCACUGCCUCCUGCACAUCACAGAACCCCAGGACGGCUCCAGCCUGCUGCAGAGAACACUGGUGUCAGGACAGCUGGAGCAGUGAACGUCUUCAAAGUGGGACAUCCGGGCUCCCGUGGGCACUCAUGAAGCAGUCUGUUCCUGACCUGCUCUGUCCUUCACAGGGGACUGGACUGCCUUCCUCACCCCAAAAAAUAUUCACUGCCACAGACAGCAUUUUGGUUCCUCUCCUUUAACCUCACCUGUUUCCUAUGUGACUCAAUGAGCUGCUGUCCGGCUUGGCAGGAGCGCGCCCAGGGAUGGUGCUGGUACGUGCCAAGCUGGCCUCAGCGUGCUCUGUGAUGGCCUUUUCCAUGUAGGGAUGACUUGUUUAUACGGUAUUUAAAUAUUGUUGUGCAAUAUCCAAUGCAGGGAUGGGGUGCUGGGGGUUUCACAUGUUUUUAAUCACUUAUUUAAGGGUUAUGAGGAACAACAAGCAUUAAGUGCAAGCGCUGGCCCUGAUGGGCUUGCUUUCAUGUAAGACCCAACCCUUUUGGCUUCCUCAGCCCAUCCAUGCAGCUGCAGGAGCAUAUGUUGGUGCUAUACAGAAACUGCUGCCUCUUGGGAGAGCAGAAGGCAGCUCUUGAUAACUUUCUUCAGCUCAUUCUCAGUUUACAGUGGGUGGUAAGUGGGGCUACGACAGGGAGCAAAACAUGGAAAUAUUCCUGGUUAAUACAAUUUGUGGGGCAUUGUGGAUUUGGAUUAGAUUUAACAGACUGAUUUUUUUUCCCCAUAUAACCAUUUUCAGCAAGAGCAUUGCAAGCUGUCUGUCCUCCAGCACUCACUUGUCUUGCCUCAGUGCUGUAGGACCUGACAGCAUCCCCUGUGCACAGUGGCCUGUGCACCUUCAUCCAUGUCACUGGGACACAGUCAAGGUACGACAGGGAAACCCUGGCCAAGAUACAG